AUGGACGACUAUAAUCGUGAGAACAUUCGCGCCGCCUACCUGGCCCUUGAAGAGGCUGUAUUGGUGGUUCUUCGCACAAGCCGCCGAGAUGAGGCUCAAAUACACAGGCAACGAAACGACUGCUUCUCUCUCCUUCAUUCUGCUCAACAACAUCGCGAUGUAUUUGCCGUUGACGAAUUUUUGCGUCUGUGUCAGAACAUCCACGACAUGUUAAAUGACCUAGAGAACGCAGGGCAGACAGACCUUGAGGGUAUCAAACGACAAAAUCUAAAAGUUGUACAAUCCGGUAGCUCUACAUCUCGAGGCGGUCGACGACCUAUCGUCAUAGAAGAAGACUUCCUCCGACAAGCAGUCCAGCUCAGGCGACCUACACACAUUGCACGGACUCUCGGCUGCUCAGCUCGUACAGUGCGGCGGAGGCUUUUAGAUCUCAGUCUCGUCCCUGCCGGCCAGCCAGUGUUUCAGUCUUUCAUUCAACCGGAUGGGUCUGAUGAACUGCGACGCAACGACACCUGCGGUCAAUGGAGCCGACACACAAAUAUCUCCGACGAAGAGCUUGAUUCCCUGACGUUCGCAGUUCUCCAGCUUUUCCCUCAUGCAGGGAGGAGCAUGGUGAUGGGGCAACUGGCUAGCCAGGGUGUUCGUGUUCCUCGCUCGCGGCUCCGCUUAUCCAUUCAACGGUCAACUCAUUAUGGCAUCAUGACGGACAACAUGGGCUCAUCAGGUGGAAGUUGGUCACACAGAAAAUCGCGUUUCGUCACCGGUUUGCGAGUUCACAACAACAAUCGUGCAUUUACUGUCCUACGCCUGUUCCUCGAUGCGACAGCACGCUAUGGCGUUCCUAGCAGAGUUCGAGGAGACCAUGGUGUUGAAAAUGUUCAAGUUGCGGAAGUAAUGGAGCAUCUUCGUGGUCCAGGACGGGCUCAUAUAUUUUUGGGAGGAGCAUACACAACACGCGGAUUGAACGUCUUUGGCUGGACUGGACUCAAGGCUUGGGAGUCAAGUGAUCACGAGGUUCAACGCGAUGCUCGUGUAAUGGACCAUCACUUCGCCCACAAUCCCCGAGAGCUGGAAUCUAUUCCCGCAAGACUUAAUUCGGUUGUUUGUGAAUCGCCUGAAUGCCCCUUAUCCCCUAUUCAAAUGGCAACUCUCGACAGUGGGCUGAAGGAUGCUGGACUGGAUAUGUGUACCGUUCUCAACAUGGACAUGCACAAGCUUAUAUGGCAAGAAGCUCUGCGCAUUGUUGUCGAUCUUCUAUCGUAG
Molecule: messenger RNA, 1263 nt
Organism: Mycena indigotica
Lineage: Eukaryota; Fungi; Basidiomycota; Agaricomycetes; Agaricales; Mycenaceae
Exons: 6
Coding region: 1-1263 (420 amino acids)
Source: RefSeq, a predicted model, not a curated record